This is a messenger RNA of Purpureocillium takamizusanense, 2292 nucleotides long. RefSeq names its product 2-isopropylmalate synthase (gene LEU4). Gene Ontology annotation, molecular function: 2-isopropylmalate synthase activity. The coding region runs from base 267 to 2141 and encodes 624 amino acids. Gene Ontology annotation, cellular component: mitochondrion. Lineage: Eukaryota; Fungi; Ascomycota; Sordariomycetes; Hypocreales; Ophiocordycipitaceae. Gene Ontology annotation, biological process: L-leucine biosynthetic process. The transcript is spliced from 4 exons. The record is from RefSeq and is a predicted model, not a curated record.
CUCAAAAAUCAUUCCCCUUCCCGCCCCUCAUCAGCUUCCCUCCCGCAACGCCACCCAGUCUUCUUCAUCAUCUCGCUGUCGAAAGCCCCGGCGACGAAUUCAGUAUCCUCAAUUUCUUUCUUCUCCUGAGUUGCCCUCCUCGCCCUGGCACGUGCCCCUCGAUUUCUCCCCCGCCAUUAACCCCCCCCCCCCCGGCCCUGUCACCACCACGCCUCCGUCAUCGCUCUCCCGGUGCCCCGCCAAUUUUUUUUUUAUCGUGAUUCAAGAUGCCCAUGCUCAAGGAACCGUGGAAAAAAUACAAGAGAUUCCAGCCGCUGCACCUUCCCGACCGGCAAUGGCCCAACAAGACGGUCGACAAGGCCCCGCGCUGGUUGGCCACGGAUCUUCGCGAUGGCAACCAGAGUCUGGUUGAUCCCAUGAAUGGCGAGGAGAAGUGGCGCUACUUCAAGAUGCUCGUCGACCUCGGCUACAAGGAAAUCGAGGUCUCCUUUCCCUCGGCCUCGGAUACCGACUUCGACUUUACCCGCCGCCUAAUCGAGACGCCCGGCACCGUUCCCGACGACGUCUGGCUGCAAGUCCUGUCGCCCUGCCGCGAAGACCUCAUCAAGCGCACCGUCCAGUCCCUCAAGGGCGCCAAGAAGGCUCUCGUCCAUAUCUAUCUCGCCACCAGCGAGUGCUUCCGUCGCGUCGUCUUCAACAAGAACAAGGAGGACACCUUGGCCACGGCGGUCCGCUGCACGAAGCUGGUGCGAGCCCUGACCAAGGAUGACCCUUCGCAGUCGGGAACCGAGUGGGCGUUCGAGUUCAGCCCCGAGACCUUCUCCGACACGGAACCCGAGUUCGUCAUCGAGGUCUGCGAAGCCGUCAAGGCGGCCUGGGAGCCUUCGGUCGAGAACCCCAUCAUCUUCAACCUGCCCGCCACCGUGGAGAUGUCUACUCCCAAUGUUUAUGCUGACCAGAUCGAAUACUUUUGCCGCAACGUCACCGAGCGCGAGAAGAUUUGCGUCUCUCUGCACCCACACAACGACAGGGGCUGCGCCGUCGCCGCCGCGGAGCUUGCGCAAAUGGCCGGCGCAGACAGAGUCGAGGGCUGCCUGUUCGGCAACGGCGAGCGCACUGGCAACGUCGACCUGGUGACCCUGGGCUUGAACCUCUAUACCCAGGGCAUCCACCCUAACAUUGACUUCUCCGACCUCGGCAGCAUCAUCGAAACAGUCGAAAUGUGCAACAAGAUCCCCGUCCACGAGCGUGCCCCAUACGGCGGCUCCCUGGUGGUAUGUGCCUUCAGUGGCUCGCACCAGGAUGCCAUCAAGAAGGGUUUCCAGCGGCGUGAGAAGGACAACUUGGCCUACGAUGACCGGUGGCAGGUUCCGUACCUGCCCCUGGACCCGCAUGAUAUCGGCAGAACAUACGAGGCUGUCAUCCGAGUCAACUCGCAGAGUGGCAAGGGUGGCGCUGCCUGGAUCAUCUUGCGCCAGCUCCAGCUCGAUCUGCCUCGUGGUCUGCAGGUUGCUUUCUCCAAGGUCGUUCAGAGCAAGGCCGACACUCUCGGGCGCGAGCUGCGGCCGCAAGAGAUUACGGAGCUCUUCGAGCAGACGUACUUCCUCAACUCAAACCCACGAUUCGGCAUCGUCGACUACAGCAUCAUGCCCGACCGCACCACGUCCCCCGCUCCUCCGGCACCGGGCAAGACCCAAGAUACUAAGGACCUCAAGCGAGUAUUUGACGGUGUCAUUGUCUGCGACGGGAAGGAGUACAAGCUGCGCGGCCGCGGCAACGGUCCCAUUUCCAGCUUGGCCAACGCCCUUCGGAGCGUGGGCGUCAACCUGGACGUCCAGGACUACAAGGAGCAUGCCAUCGGUAAGGGCCGAGACGUCAAAGCCGCAACAUAUAUCGAAUGUACGGCUGCGGGCAGCAACACCAAGGUCUGGGGUGUCGGCAUCCACGAAGACGUGGUGCAGAGCUCGUUGAUUGCUCUCCUGAGCGCGGCCAGUAACUUUGCCUCCAGCCGACCGGGCAGCCCCUUCGUCGCCAGGCGCGUUAGCGAAGGCGCCGAGGUGACGGAGUUGGACCUGAAUGGCAAUCCCGACGGCCCCUCCAGCGUUGUGAGCGCGCUGGAAGCCAGGGCGAAUAAUAUGUGAGCGGGACGACACCGGGGUGUAGUUGGAUCAAAAGGAACUCGUGGUUUUGUUGGCUCAGUGAAAGGGCGCAUGUUGAACACUCCUAUGACGCAGUAGUGAUACUAGUAUACCUGACGUGCCCCCCAAAAUGGAGAGCUGUAUGUUUUGCCAA